UUUGAUGCCAUGAAGUCAUCAUCAACAUCGUAAUUUUACAAGAUUUAGCUAGUUCAAUCUAAAACCGUUCUAGUUUCAAAAUUUAUUCCAGUAAUUUGUUGCAUUACUUACAACAAAUGGUAAAACUUCUGUUACAUUGCCAUUGUACUAAACGUUAUUCAACUUUCGCAACAAAAAAAACAUCUGAACGGUCGAUUUAAAUCACACAUUUUGAGCUGGUCACCCUGUGCGCUGUGUUUACCUGUCACAGGCUGUCAAAGUGUUCGAUGGAAGUUUCGUUUACGUUUUUGGAGCUAAAAUUACAUCACAUUGUCCGCAACCGGCUACAGUAAAUGUAUCGCACGAUCCGCCCUCUCGCAGGACGUAAAUACGCCCCGGACAGGUGAAGUUUAAGCUACGGAGGAACCAUUUCAUCAUCUCGCUGCAGUAAAUAACGAACGCCUCCCCCGAGACAAGAAGAUGCCGGCAGCGGAACAACCACUGCCCAACAACCAUCACCAGAACGGUAAAGAACCGGCCGCACCAUGCCGAACGUGUAUGGAUUUCAAAUCGUGGUCCAAACAGCAGCGCAAAUCGCUCAGCACCAGCGCCGGAACGGCCAGCGUUGCGAAGGCCGGCAGUGAGGGCGAGGUUGCAGCCCACCGGAAGGCGGACAGCUCGGACGAUCGGAGCGGUGGAUCACCGCCGAACUGCCCCAUCGACAAGGAGCAGCUGGGCCGGUACACGUGGGGCUUGCUGCACACGAUAGCGGCCUACUAUCCGACCACCCCGACCGAUGCGGAAGAGCGGAACGUGCGGACAUUCUUUACCUCCCUGUCGAAGCUUUACCCGUGCGAAUACUGUGCGAAAGACUUUCAGCAAGAGUUGAAAGAAAUGCCGCCGGAAACAAAGUCCCAGCACGCCCUGUCCCAGUGGCUCUGCCGGAUACACAACCGCGUCAACGUGAAGCUGGGCAAACCCGAGUUCGACUGCACCAAGGUGAACGAACGGUGGCGGGACGGUUGGUUGGAUGGGUCCUGCGAUUGAAAACACAUGCGUGUCUGGUGGUGCUUGGUGCGUUUUCGGCAAUGUGAUGUGUGUGUGUGAGAGAAAAUUUACCUCCCCCGAACUAAGUUUUGUGCUCGUUGUAUGAUAAACGUACGUGUAAUACGCGUUUGUAGAUUAAAUUUAUUUCACUUAAGCUUUUACCAACCGUA
This is a messenger RNA of Anopheles arabiensis, 1196 nucleotides long. It is a transcript of the gene Alr, whose product is annotated as FAD-linked sulfhydryl oxidase ALR. Gene Ontology annotation, cellular component: mitochondrion. The coding region runs from base 460 to 1026 and encodes 188 amino acids. The transcript is spliced from 2 exons. The record is from RefSeq and is a predicted model, not a curated record. Gene Ontology annotation, molecular function: flavin-dependent sulfhydryl oxidase activity; flavin adenine dinucleotide binding. NCBI's taxonomy places the organism in Eukaryota, Metazoa, Arthropoda, Insecta, Diptera, Culicidae.